This is a messenger RNA of Halteromyces radiatus, 1019 nucleotides long. RefSeq lists its product as uncharacterized. NCBI's taxonomy places the organism in Eukaryota, Fungi, Mucoromycota, Mucoromycetes, Mucorales, Cunninghamellaceae. Gene Ontology annotation, biological process: regulation of DNA-templated transcription; cell differentiation; anatomical structure morphogenesis. The record is from RefSeq and is a predicted model, not a curated record. The coding region runs from base 106 to 942 and encodes 278 amino acids. Gene Ontology annotation, molecular function: RNA polymerase II cis-regulatory region sequence-specific DNA binding; DNA-binding transcription factor activity, RNA polymerase II-specific. The transcript has 2 exons.
AUGAUUAACCAGAAAACAUAUAUAUAUUAUGCAAAUUCUUUUCGUUUCUUUUUUUUUUUUUUAACUCAUCUUUAAUUUAUUUCUUUUACUUUAUUUAAUAUCAUCAUGACUGCAGCCAAGUAUGCCAAGACUAAAAAAUAUAUCAAGAAUGAUACCAAAAUCCCUCGACCCAUCAAUUGUUUUAUGGCUUUUCGAUUGGACAAGUACCGAGAAAUUUCUUCCAAAUCAUCUCAAUUGAAUCAUCGUGAUAUUUCCAAGAUCAUUGCUAAAUGGUGGAAAGAAGCUUCUGAGGAAGAUAAAGCUCCUUAUCGUGCCAUCGCUGCUGCAGCAAAAGUUGAACAUGCUAAACGAUACCCUAAUUACAAAUACUCUCCUACCAAAAAAUCCGAACGUCAAACUCGACCCUAUCAUCAUAAAGAAGAUCUCAUGACACGUCAACGAAAAGCAAAAGCAAAGGCACAUCUUCUGAAACCGUGGUUAGGUGACACAGAAAAUCUUAACAACACUGCAGUUGAUACUAAUGAUGAUAUGACAAUGUCACCAUCCUCAUCAUCACCAGGUUCUUCUUCAUCAUCAUCUCCUUCUACAGCUAGUAUGUCAUCUUUCUCUUCAUCCUCGGUAUCUUCCAGCCAUCAAUCACCACAAUACGAUUCUUUAUACUUUUCCUUGGACAACAUCAUCAAUAAUAAUGAUCUGUUAUCUUAUCCUCCUUUGUCAACAGAUAUGUCUUGGAUCAAUCAACAACUAAAUGACUUUGAUUUUAUCAAACAACCUGAUUCUGACUGUUCCUAUGUUGAUAAUUCUGUGGAUGCUAAUACGGAUGCUUAUCUACCUUUGUUUGAACAAGUCCCUUUACUCUCUGAUUUUUUCUUUCCUUCUUCUAAUACCAGUGUCUCUGAAUUUGUUGAUCCUCGUGAUUUAUCCUUACCUACUCUCUUUUAGAAUCAUCAUCAUCUUUUUUUUUUUAUUUAUUUAUUUUACUUUAUUUGCUAUCUUAUUUAUAGAUAGAUGGAUACCUU